This is a messenger RNA of Arvicanthis niloticus (Nile rat), 654 nucleotides long. The record is from RefSeq and is a predicted model, not a curated record. NCBI's taxonomy places the organism in Eukaryota, Metazoa, Chordata, Mammalia, Rodentia, Muridae.
AUGCUUCCCAACCCACACCUUCCCAACCCACUGUUUCACACCCUGCAGCCUCUGUCUCUGUCUUCAGUCCCUGGCUCCCAGAGGAGCAGCAGAGUGCUGGCCCAGUGUAUGUGUGGCUUGCAGCCACAGCCUACUGUGCAGCAGCAGGCCCAGCGGGCCAGGACUGGCGGGGGCUACAGUGGGGCAGGCAGCCACAUUAAUCCUUCUUGGCUGCCUCCAGGAAAUCCGCAGCACAUUGCUCUCAUGAUGGAGCAGCUCAAGAGCCUUGGCCUGUUUAACAGCUUAUGCUGGGACUGCCUGACCAACAUGGACAAUAAGCCAGCUUACCAGAACCUGAGACAGAAGGUGGAUAAUUGUGGGGGUCCUACAUCUGGACAUCUGGACACACAGGAAUGGAAUCCUGCAAUGAACAAGAACCAGUUUCUAAAUGGGCUGAGGCAGAGCAUGGUUCAGUCAGGCAUGCUGGAAGCAGGAGUGGACAAGAUCAUUUCUCAAAUGGUAGACACCAAACUAAACCACAUCUUCAGGCCACAGAUAGAGCAAGCAAUCCACAAGUUCCUGUCCUCCAAGAAAAAAGAAGCUCUGCCAGCUGCCCAUCCAGAACCUGAAAGCCAGUAUCCUCCUGAGCAAUCCCAAGAUGCUUCCUGUGAAUAA